AUGUGCGUCCUUCCACCGGAGAUCCUCCAUCAUAUUCUUGGCCGCAUGACUCCCAGCUGGCGAUGGGGCUGGCGCUGGAAAGAUAGGAAAGAGCGGAUGUUCGCCCGCUCAGAUCUAAUUUGGUUUUUGAACUUACGCCUCGUCAAUAAGCAAUUCGACGAUAUCGUGAUCGACCAUUUCCUUGCAGCAAUUAGAGCCGGACUCAUCCGUAGCGACCUUCCUAUUCGCCGCGGGCCGCCGACCUGCUCGACGAUGGCAAUGGGAAGACGAUUACUGUGGUCGGCUGGGUGUCGAAAUCGUGGCCUUCAAGGGUCAGCGACGAGAAGUGUCCACCCACUCAUCAACACUAUCAAUGCGGGGGUGGAUGAGGUUGUUAAGCUUUUCUCGCGGAGGAGCCAAAUGGAACCCGAGGUUCUCCAAAUGACCUAUCUAAAGGGAAUGAUAUCGAUGUUUGUCGGACUGACGGCGAUUAAUUUGAUCGAUGACCUUCGGGCUCAGACGAGGGCUGGAAGAGGGACUGUGAAUCUAGAUGGCCUGGACUCCGAGAAAGAGGGGGAAAGAGAGCGGCGUUGA
Aspergillus novofumigatus IBT 16806 is the source of this 573-nucleotide messenger RNA. RefSeq lists its product as uncharacterized. Bases 1 to 573 code for a protein of 190 amino acids. The transcript is spliced from 2 exons. The record is from RefSeq and is a predicted model, not a curated record. Lineage: Eukaryota; Fungi; Ascomycota; Eurotiomycetes; Eurotiales; Aspergillaceae.